AUGAGAAGCAAGCUGAUGAAGAAGCUCGAACUCUCAAAACUCAAGAAAGUAGAAGUUGACCGCAAGAUUAAGGAAAUCUUGGCCAAACGGGAUGAUACAGUAGAAAAGGCGAUUAACACAAUAUUCGAUAUCAAUGCUGGUAACAACGUCGGCCAACUACUUUACCAAAGUGACAUCCUUCUGACAAAGAAACAAGCAGAAGAAGUCAUCGAAAGUAUCGAAGGAAAGAACGGUCAAAUGAAGAGACAAGCAUUCAAGGAUGACUUCUACCCUGAUAACAAUUGGGUGGACGGAGUCUUUUAUAGAUUCGACGAAAGCAUAGGUCUGCUUGAUGUUACAAAUACCAAGAAGAACACCUUUGAGUUACUUCAUUAG
Ostertagia ostertagi is the source of this 375-nucleotide messenger RNA. Lineage: Eukaryota; Metazoa; Nematoda; Chromadorea; Rhabditida; Trichostrongylidae. The record is from the annotation of a GenBank genome assembly.